Siniperca chuatsi (mandarin fish) is the source of this 1946-nucleotide messenger RNA. Its product is annotated as myelin-oligodendrocyte glycoprotein-like. The record is from RefSeq and is a predicted model, not a curated record. NCBI's taxonomy places the organism in Eukaryota, Metazoa, Chordata, Actinopteri, Centrarchiformes, Sinipercidae. The transcript has 5 exons. The coding region runs from base 72 to 764 and encodes 230 amino acids.
UCCAGAAGUAAAGAGGCGGGAUUUUCUUCUUACAAGUUUUCUGCCUGUCUGUCAUUUCACUACACGUUUAAAUGGACUUGGAGGAGCUCGGUUCCAGUUUCUCUCUCUCACCUGUGACCUUUACUCUCGUUGUCUUUUUGCUGCUUUUCGCCUACACGCCUGCCGAAGGUCAGCCUCAGGUGAUUGGUUCACUUCAGCCAGUUGUGGCUGCUCCGGGUGAUGACGUCGUCCUGCCAUGUCACGUGGAGCCUCAAAUCAACGUGGCGGGACUGACGGUGGAGUGGUCGAGGCCCGACCUUCAGCCUGACCCCAGUGACCGGCUGAGCCGGGUCGAAUAUGUGCAUGUUUACCGGAACACCCGCGAGAUCCUGGACAUGAAGCUCUCAUCGUACGUCAGGAGGACGGCGCUCUUCACAGAUGGCCUGAGACAAGGCAACAUAUCGCUCAAGAUCACCAACGUGACGCUUGCAGACGAAGGGAACUACAAAUGUUUCAUCCCGAAGUUAAAGAGCCGGAUGCAGUAUUCAAUUGUUUAUCUGGUCAUUGAGCCAAACUCUUUUAAAACCCAGACAACAGAGAUGCCACUGCAAACCACAUGUCCCAAUACUUUUGAUCUGGAGGAAGAGAUUGAUGUCAAAGGUGGUUUGUCCAGGCGCAACAGGCUAAUCCCAGUUGUGGUGUUCUGCGUCUUGCUAAUCAUGGGUGUUGGAGUCACAGGAUAUUUGACACAGAAGCGUCAAAAACAAAAAGCACCUCCAGUCUAGGUGCCCUGCUCAACAGCGCAUUGAUAGACGUUAACAGAGAUGAGAACACUACCCACUUGUCUCGCCUGGAUCUUUCUAAUUAAUUCAAGGACUCAAACCAGCAACCCUUCCUGCCACAGGUUUCACACACUGGAUCUGUAGACUACCACCAGAAAAUCUUGUAAAUUGGUCUGAUUUGAACAUGACCUUUGAUCCCUGUACUGACGACAGUGGCUUAAAUUAUUUGACCAUGUGACAUCUGGAGAACUUUACUACAAAAUGAGAGAUCUGUUAUUUGAACAAACGCAUGUUGCACUGAAGCCCUUUAUUAUUAUUAUCAGUUGUGCCCACACUGACACUGGACUGCUUUUGUAAAACUUCGACCUAGAAUUUUAUCUCCAAAAAGCUUUGCAUGUGGCCUUUAGUUGGACGUGGACAGAAAGAAGCAUUUCAUCUCUAUUUAUAUAACUUUGCAUUGGAAAUCAUUUGAUAACACUGGACCUGUCUUCGCCUGCAGACGUUUGGGCAUUUGGAUCCUAAAUACACAGCUAGUUAUUCAUCUUAUACUAACGUUUCAAUGUACUUUGAACAGCUUAGAUGCAGGUCACUACCAGGUUAUGUAGCAGCCACAAAGUACCAAAAAAAAAAAAAAAAAAAAAAGGACAACUUGGUAAAGAACUUUUUUUAAAUAUAGGAUACAUCACCGUAGUGUUAAAAUCAGUGUGAUUUAGAGAAGGAUGGAGCCUUGGUGGGGGAAAAAAGAAUUUAGUGGCACAUUUUGGGGGUUAUUUCAGUGAAUGAUUAACUUCACUUUGAUGACUAAAGGUUUCCCAAUACACAAUUGGUUAAGCAUUGUGCUUGUUGUGAUCUUAAAGAUUAAACUACAUCUUGUUCAUUUUGCACUUUUUGAAUAUUCAAAUGUGUUUGUUCAUCUUUUAGGUUAUGUUUUGAGGAUGUAUCAUGUGCUCAGUUUAAUCUUAGAGCAUUUCUUUUUUUCUGUUGUAUCCUUUUUCAUUGAUUAAUGUAUUUGUCCAUGCCCCUGUGUAUACACAUAAGAAGCUGUAAAUUAUUUUGUAAAUGUUUUUGCACUUAAGACUUUUUCGAAUUGUACUUGAUAGUUGUUUUAAAUAUCAAUCUGUUGAGUGAUCACAUUUGAAGUGAAGUGGUUUAAUAGUUGCCAAAUAAAGAACAUUUUUGAAUGAU